UUCAGUCUGCCUCUACUGUCAUUCGUCUUGUCAUAACAUAUCAAGCAUGUUUUACUUAUGUACUAAUAGAAAUAAACGUGUUUUGCCGCAAAUUGUUUUGAGAUAAAUGAUAUUUCUAGGAAAAUUGAAAUAACAUUUUAUUCUACAAUGACGAUAUUUCAUGACGAAAUUGAAAUUGAGGAUUUUGAGUACGACGAAGAUGACGAAAUGUACUAUUAUCCCUGUCCUUGUGGGGAUAGAUUUCAAAUUAGUAAGGAAGAACUAAUGGCUGGGGAAGAGGUAGCAACAUGUCCUAGCUGUUCACUGGUGGUCAAAGUUAUAUAUGAUCUGGAAAAAUUCAAAGCUGAAGCAGAAGAGUUGCAUGAUAAUGAUAUUGGUGAUAAAGAAGCUGUGAAGGCCUAGGCUCAGAGAUGAUUACCUGAUUAUUGGAAUUCACCUGUGUGAUUAAAUUCACUCCUAUAUGAAGCUGUUUGUGUAGUGAGCAUAAUUGAUAUCAUUUCAGAUAUGAAAUGUGAGUGGAAGCAAUGAGAAUAGUUGAAUGGAAUUCAGCAUCUGUGAUGUUAUGUGAUACUAAAUACAGUUCAAUAUAUUAUAUUGACACAA
Galleria mellonella (greater wax moth) is the source of this 603-nucleotide messenger RNA. RefSeq names its product diphthamide biosynthesis protein 3 (gene Dph3). NCBI's taxonomy places the organism in Eukaryota, Metazoa, Arthropoda, Insecta, Lepidoptera, Pyralidae. Bases 148 to 402 code for a protein of 84 amino acids. Gene Ontology annotation, biological process: protein histidyl modification to diphthamide. Gene Ontology annotation, molecular function: metal ion binding. The record is from RefSeq and is a predicted model, not a curated record. The transcript has 3 exons.